AUGUCACAACCUAAAUUUGACAAUGAUGGGUUUCAAAUAGUUUCUUCAAAAAAAUCUUUUAAAAAUAAAUCGACAAAAGUGCCCCGACAACCGUCUGAUUUUUGUGUACGAAAUAUUGAUAUAGAUUUGGUGAAAGCUCAAAGGCAAAUAGAUUCAGCUAUUGAAGUUGUACAGGAAUCACAAUAUUUAAAAGACGUAUUAAAAACUGUGAGUAACUUGACAGAGAAUACAAAAGUCACAGAAAUAGUUUGUUUUGGUCUCGGUCACAUAGGAGAGUGCAAUAUUUCCAAAUAUCAAUUAGCGUUGUUAUUAUGCAUCACACGAGCUUUAGAGCCAACGAAUGUUCUAGUACAUGAUCCUAUAUUCACUAGCCAAGAGUGUGAACUAUUAAAACGCAAUAACCUUAAUAUUAUAGAAAAAAAUAAUGAGGGAAGUUAUGUAAUAUCAAAAGAAGGCAUUACUUUAGUUUAUUUACCACAUUGUCCUAAACAGUUGACAAAUAAUUUUCUCUGGAGUAACUGGGGUAUAAAUUUGGAAAAUUGCAUUCUUGUAUGUAACAGCUUUACUGCGCUCACUGAAAAUCAGUUAAGCAGAGUGCUAUCAGAGACUGUUCCCUACAUACAUAAAAUAUUUCCAUACACAACUGAAGUAUUGUUAGAGAACAAUUUUAUUUACAAAGACAUUUUUAAUGAUACAUCCAUUCAUUAUUUUUCAAAAGACAAAUUACAAACUGUUCCAUCAGAUUUCUGGUUAAAGACGGAGAAACCGGAGUACAAAGAAACUGAGGAGUUCAUAACUUCUCUUAUGAUUGAGAAAUUAAAUAUUGUUUGAAGGUCUGAAUCAUGGCAUCGAUCACA
Colias croceus (clouded yellow) is the source of this 857-nucleotide messenger RNA. Its product is annotated as SRR1-like protein. Lineage: Eukaryota; Metazoa; Arthropoda; Insecta; Lepidoptera; Pieridae. The transcript is spliced from 2 exons. Gene Ontology annotation, biological process: microtubule-based process. Bases 1 to 831 code for a protein of 276 amino acids. Gene Ontology annotation, cellular component: nucleus; cytoplasm. The record is from RefSeq and is a predicted model, not a curated record.